CCCCAUACGCAAUGAACUUUUUGCUAGUUUAAAGAAAGUGUGUGGUUUAGAGGGAGGAGCUCAAGUUAGGGUGUCGAAGUGCCACCGUCCGUCCCCCCAUGGCUUUUGGUACUUGCAGCUUGUUGUAUUCAAGUAUCUAGCAAAAGGGACGCAUGCCCAAGGUUUCUUUCUUCCUCUGGUAGCCACUUCACGUAAGCGCAUGUGUUUGUUGGCAGCUCAACGACUGUAGCCCAUCAGAAAGGUUUGAUCCAAAGCGAGGUCAUCAUCAUCUUCUUGACAUGAUGGUGCAACUCAUUUUGGAAGGAGGACCGCAGAAGGAGGGCUUGCUGCUGUGUCACUGUCUUCCCUUAAACUGAUAAAAGAAGCCAAAAUCCAACAGCGAGGAGUCGAGUAAGAUCUGAAGCUCAAGGCUGAGGAGUGAGAGAUGGAAUCCCCUCCCUCUGAGCCGCCGCUGUCGCCGCCCGCUGUCGAUCUCUCCCUCACCCUCGCCGCGGCCUCGUCGUCGCCGCCGUCCUCCGGCCACGACGCGAGGGACGUCAGGCUCUUUCCCUGCCUCUUCUGCAACAGGAAGUUCCUCAAGUCUCAGGCCCUCGGCGGACACCAGAAUGCCCACAAGAAAGAGCGAGGUAGUAGCUGGAAUCCCCACCUCUAUCUCCCACCACCACCACCACCACCACCUACCACACACUCCUUUCCCAUCGCUUCCCACUCAUGCAAGCCUGUCCUCCACCGUUCCGGCGACUGCGGAGCCCCUCGCCUGCUGGCUGACCGGCCCUUCCUCAUCCUCAACUGGCAGAGGGCUUCAUACCCCCAUCAGGCACUCUCACCAGAUCUCGGUUCCGUCAAUUCCAUUGCUGCUGCUGCUGCUCCACUUCCAUCCACUGGUGACGACAGGACCAUUAUCGAUCUCUCCUUGAGGCUCUAAGUCUCAGUAGAAUGUGUUUGCUGCAGAGUAGUUCGAUUUUUCUUCCUUCUUUCUUUCAAUCUCUUCCCGAUAGCUCUGCGGCCGCCCGCAGUCCGCGGGUUGCAUGGUGGAGCAUUCCGUGCAUGACAUGGCUACAAGCAUUUGUAUUUGGCGGGUGGUGGGAUGUCGAUAUAACGUGGAGGUGUACGUUUUGUAGGAGACGUUACAUCAUGUUCCCUCCCACUCAAAGUUAUUUGAUCAUCAUCCUUUUUCCGAAUAGUUCAGCCCAUCGAUCGGCCUGCAAGAUUCGUGUGGA
This is a messenger RNA of Musa acuminata subsp. malaccensis (wild Malaysian banana), 1220 nucleotides long. Lineage: Eukaryota; Viridiplantae; Streptophyta; Magnoliopsida; Zingiberales; Musaceae. The record is from RefSeq and is a predicted model, not a curated record.